Messenger RNA from Maudiozyma saulgeensis, 681 nucleotides. NCBI's taxonomy places the organism in Eukaryota, Fungi, Ascomycota, Saccharomycetes, Saccharomycetales, Saccharomycetaceae. The record is from the annotation of a GenBank genome assembly.
AUGGAAAUCUUAGCCCAUUGUAAAGUAUAUUCUUUAUCUCAAUAUUAUCAUGCCCAGAGACAACUGUUAACGAUAGAUGCCAAGACAGAACCUGUACGAUCAUUACAUUUAAUUGAACCAGAUUUUAAAAUAUAUGAUUUUAAGAGACAAUUAUUAAAGGAUAACGUAACUACAAAUGGUAAAAUAUUAAUCAUCGAUAUAGUUUCCACAUGGCGAAAUACAUUAAUAAAUGAUGCUAAAUUAUUAAACAAUAUAUGGUAUAUUAAUUCUGAAGAAUUAUUUACUCUGGAAGGGAUUAUAUGUUUUUUGGCUAGAUUGAACGCAAAUCCUUCAAAUACAUUACAUAAUGAAUGUUCUAUUGAUAAAGAUCAGACGAAAAGUAAUACUGAUGAUUCAAUAUCAUUACAAGGUAUAAUAAUUGAUAAUUUGUCAUAUUUAUAUGCCGGUACCGCAAACGAUAUCAAAUCAUUAAACAUUUUACUUAAAUUAAUUAAAAAUAUUCAACGAACGUUUGGUUGUUGGUAUGUUAGUACAAGUUUAAAUAAUGAAUUUUAUCAAGGUAUUGAACAUAGUUUUACAUCACAAAAUAAUACAAUUAUGUCAAGUUAUAUGAAUGAUAUUGAUCUUGUAAUGGUUCGUGAUCCAAUAACACACAAAGUUUUAUUAAAGAAUAAAACUUAA